CUACUGGAUCAUUUACUGGACAUAAUAUGGCUCAGGAGAUAAAGGUGAAAGUUAACAUGCAUAGUCAAAAAUGCAGGAAGGAUGUAAUGAAGACAGUCACUAAACUAUCCGGUGUUAAUGAGGUAUCGGUAGAUUUAGCCAAGGAGAUGUUAGUUGUGAUUGGAGAUGUUGAUCCCGUUUCCAUCGCAACUUGUUUGAGGAAGAAACAAUGGGUGGCUAAUAUUGUAAGUGUUGGACCUUAUAAAAAGAAGGAGAAGGAAGCCGAUAAACCGAUUGGUUUUCCUAUAAUGUAUUAUAACAAUCCAUGUCAAAAUGGAUAUGGACAAUUUGUGUAUGGGCAUCCACCAUCCCAUGAUGGUGGAGGAUGCAACAUUCUUUAGAAUGAUGCACAAGCUAUAUAUUGUACAAGACCAAAUUCUAAACAUCAUACCAAACUUUUAGAAG
This is a messenger RNA of Lactuca virosa, 444 nucleotides long. Lineage: Eukaryota; Viridiplantae; Streptophyta; Magnoliopsida; Asterales; Asteraceae. The record is from the annotation of a GenBank genome assembly.